AUGAAUCACCUCAAUUGCCCAAAUGGUGGCGGGAAAACAUCACAUAAGAGUAUACAAAGAACUGGGCCUAAGAAAUCAAAGAAAGGCAAGAAGAAUAAAAGAAAAACAAGAAAUAAAUCAAAAGGUUUCCAGUAUCCACUCCGUGUGAAAUUUCUCCAACUGAAAGACCCCGUCUGCUUCAAUAUGUAUGACCAAGCGUUGGAGAGAGCCCCGGGAAUGUACUCUUUUUAUAGUGAUUUAGAAGAAACAGGUUUGAAGGUAGACGUGAAGCUAGAAAAGGCAAUGCUUGGAAAGUGGACUAAACAAGGACGAGUUAAAGAAAUACAUCUCACAGUUGGUGAUAUCCAUGAAAAAAUAACAAGCGACUCCUUAAAAAAUGCGAGCCUUUCUACGGAUUCCGGUGCACCUUGGAAUAUAUCAUUGAUAUAUAGAAAUAAAACACACGAGUUGAAAGUUGAACUUGAAGGGUUUACUUUGGUGAUUACUAAUACAGAAAAAGACUAUUUAGAUAUUCUAGUCAAGGGGACAAUGUUACCAACUGGACAAUCAGGCACUGGCAUAAUAGGUCAAGUGUUUGGGAAAAAGUUUAAAGUUGUCAGGACGAUAACAAAACCAGCUAAGAAGAACAGAAAAGGAAAACAGACACCACAAAAAGAAAUGGUCAUCCUGAAAGUAGACAAGACAAAAAUGAAAAUAUUGAAGAAGACCGUUCAACAUUUUACUGCUGAUGACACAGAGAAAUGUUUCCCAUUAAACAAGUAUGAAGCUAAACUGGUUGACAUCAAACGUGCCCAACAUACCAUAUAAUCUGGAGAAAGUUAUGAAACGUAUUUAGAAUAGUUUUGUUUUUCAGUAUGCUUUAUAUAUAUACCAUAAACCAUUAUAUCUCAGGAGAGGAAAAAAUAACGAUGUCAUAGUUUUGCUUAACAGUAGAAGACCUUAUUGACGAAUAAAACUACAAAAUACAUAAGAAUUGAAAACUUAGGUAAUAACUUUUAAAUAUGAAUAUACAGCACAGCACAAAAUAAUCAAAUGUAAUUAAAUUAUCUACAAAUAACUGGAAACAAGCUUACAAGAAAAAAUUGUCACAAUAACAGGUUUUUCAAGACAGUUAACAUAAACAUAGCCGAAACAAAUGCCACAUUUUAUCUAAAAAAAGACAUCAAAGUCGGCACAUAAUUUAGAGAAUGUGACCAUUCAAUAACUGCAAACGGACAACACAUUUGACAGAAUAAUAGAAAUACCGACUCAAUUCAGAGACAUACUUGAAAGCAAUAAAAGAGAAAAAAUUAUAGCAAUAAGAAAAGACAUACUUCAUAGCAAUAAAGGAGACAAACUUUAUAGCAAUAACAAAUAAAGCAGAGACAAUGUCGAAAAUAUAAUUAAGUGCUUCAUUCGUCAAAAACAUUGUACAAUACCAGUAAUUAUAGCACGGCAUAAACAACUUAUGCCGGGAUACAUUUUAUGAUAUCAGAAAAAAUAUAGCACCACGCAAAUAACUACUACAUAUAAUAUAGCUUGCCAGAAUAAGUGUUUAUAUAACCAGUAAAUAUAGAACCACACAAACAACUACUACAAUAUAGCUUGUCAGAAUAAAUGUUUAUAUAACCAGUAAAUAUAGCACAACACAAACAACUACUGCAAUAUAGCUUGUCAGAAUAAGUGUUUAUAUAACCAGUAAAUAUAGCACAACACAAACAACUACUACAAUAUAGCUCGCCAGAGAAAAUGUUUAUAUUACCAGUAAACAUAGCCCCACACAAACAACUACUACAAUUUAGCUUGCCAGAAUAAAUGUUUAUAUAACCAGUAAAUAUAGCACCACACAGAAAAAUACUGCAAUAUAGCUUGUCAGAGAAAAUGUUUAUAUAACCAGUAAAUAUAACACCACACAAACAACAACUACAAUAUAGCUUGCCAGAUUAAAUGUUUAUAUAAUCAGUAAAUAAAGCACCGCACAAACAACUAAUACAAUAUAGCUUGCCAGAAUAAAUGUUUAUAUAACCAGUUAAUAUAGCACAACACAAACAACUACUACAAUAUAGCUUGCCAGAAUAAAUGAUUAUAUAACCAGUAAACAUAGCUUCACACACACACAACUAAUACAAUAGCUUGCCAGAAUUAAUAAUUUUAAUACCAGUACCAAAUAGCACCUCAAAUACUGCAGUACCAUAGUUCAGACCAUUACAUAUAAAUAAAAGCGCAAUAUAGCUUAUCACAAUAAAUAUUACAAUACCACUGCACCAGUAAAUAUUUGCAGACGUUGUUUUCUUUUGAAAAUAUUAGAACUUCAUCUUGUAGUUUCCAUACUAUAUGAUAUAUAAAAAUAAAGCAUAAUAAUCUGAUAAGAAAAUAUAUAUGUAUAUAUGUUGUAAAAAAUAAAUAUUAUUCUUGCAUUA
Ruditapes philippinarum (Manila clam) is the source of this 2399-nucleotide messenger RNA. RefSeq lists its product as uncharacterized. The coding region runs from base 1 to 807 and encodes 268 amino acids. The record is from RefSeq and is a predicted model, not a curated record. NCBI's taxonomy places the organism in Eukaryota, Metazoa, Mollusca, Bivalvia, Venerida, Veneridae. The transcript has 5 exons.